CGAUAUUUUGUUUAAGUAAUAACCUAGAAAAAAAAAACUUUAAAAUCUUUUCUUUACAUAUUUUUUUUUUUUAAUUAGAGAUUUAAAAUAAAUCAAUAUGCAUAGAAUAUCUUUAGAUUUUAUGAACGAUAUGUCGAAAAUAAUUCUUAAAAGUAGUCUGGCUUACGUAGUCGACAAGAAAAAUUAUGUGACAGCUGUUAAAGAGGAAAACGCGAUGCCUACAACAAAAGAGGAAGUUAACCAACUUAUUGCAUCUCAUAGCAUUGUGAUAUUUUCUAAAACAAGUUGUCCAUUUUGCAAAAUGGCUAAACAAGUAUUUCAUAAUUUGCAAAAAGAAUAUACUGCUAUCGAACUGAAUGAAAGGAAUGAUGGAGAUGAAAUUCAAAGUAUAUUAGGAGAAAUGACUGGAGCUAGAACAGUACCUAGAGUAUUUGUAAAUGGAGUAUGCUUAGGAGGUGGAACAGACGUGAAGAAACUUUACGAAACAGGAGAAUUACAAAAAAUGUUUUAACAGAUUACUUCUGUUGCUUAUAUUCUUACCCUUAUUAUUUAUAUUAUAAUUUUAUAUACUCAUAUUAUUGUUAAUUUUAUUAAAUAAAUAAAAAGAAAUAACAAAAAA
Apis cerana (Asiatic honeybee) is the source of this 619-nucleotide messenger RNA. RefSeq lists its product as uncharacterized. Gene Ontology annotation, molecular function: glutathione disulfide oxidoreductase activity. Gene Ontology annotation, biological process: cellular response to oxidative stress. Gene Ontology annotation, cellular component: cytoplasm. Lineage: Eukaryota; Metazoa; Arthropoda; Insecta; Hymenoptera; Apidae. The record is from RefSeq and is a predicted model, not a curated record.